Microplitis mediator is the source of this 968-nucleotide messenger RNA. RefSeq names its product solute carrier family 66 member 3. Lineage: Eukaryota; Metazoa; Arthropoda; Insecta; Hymenoptera; Braconidae. The transcript is spliced from 5 exons. The coding region runs from base 270 to 890 and encodes 206 amino acids. The record is from RefSeq and is a predicted model, not a curated record.
UAAUGUCUCCUGACCAUGACAAUUUUACCCUUAUUAUUUAUUUUUAUUAAUAUUAUGAGUUAGUUUUUUUUUAAGAAUUAAUUUCUGUUGUGAUAUUUAAAAGUUUUUAUUUAGAUCAUUUUAAAUAAAAUAAAAUGUCACCUGUAAUUAUUUAAUUAACAACAAAAAUAUAUAUUAUAUAUUUACAUAUAUAUGUAAUCAUUGUUGGUGAUUUAAAAAUAAUCUUCUGAGAAAGUAUAAAGUCAUAGAAGAAAUUUAACUCCGGCAAAAUGAACUUGCGUAUUAUUGCUGAUACUCUCAGUAUUAUAACAAUAACAAUUUGUUUUAUACUCAAGGUUCCGCAGAUUUUAAAUUUAUUGUCUGUUAAAUCUGCCAAAGGGAUGUCUAUUCUAGGACUGAUGUUAGAACUUACCAGUUACACUGUAACAACUUGUUACAAUUACACUAAUGGCUAUUCAUUGUUGUCGUACUUGGAGUAUCCAAUUAUUUUAAUCCAAGAAUAUAUACUGAUAUAUUUGGUAUUAAAAUAUCUUAAGAAGAUAAAUAAAUUAACAGUAGCAAUUGCUUCAUGCUACUUCAUCCUUAGUACCUGCAUAUUAAUGGGAAUAAUCCCGAGAAUAAUUCUUUCAUUUUUAACUCCGAUGGGUACCCCGAUAUCUGCGUCGAGUAAAAUAGUCCAGCUGCUAGCAAUCAUUAGAUCCAAAAAUUCUGAAUCUGUUUCCAUAUUAACCUGGUUUAUAUCAGCGUUCACAAAUAUGACGAGGAUAUUUACUAUAUGGGUCGACUCUGCUGACGUUUUGUUACUAGGAAAUUUUAUUAUCUCGACAGCACUGAGUCUGAGUGUCAUGCUUUCGGCGAUUUAUUACAAGCCGAGUAAAAAAAGUAUUUAAAUUAAAUAAAUAAUCAUAGGUAUGUUAUUUUAUUUAUUUUUUAAAGUUUAAUAAAUUAUUAUGUAAAUAAUUGAUCGA